Molecule: messenger RNA, 2706 nt
Organism: Leishmania major strain Friedlin
Lineage: Eukaryota; Euglenozoa; Kinetoplastea; Trypanosomatida; Trypanosomatidae
Gene: SCAL
Product: phosphoglycan beta 1,2 arabinosyltransferase,(SCA like)
Exons: 1
Coding region: 1-2706 (901 amino acids)
Source: RefSeq, a predicted model, not a curated record
AUGCAGGACAUCGCUUCAACCCUUCCCCACCACCGUACGCCGGCGAAGUAUCAAGCCGGCUUGCAUUAUCAUCAGGCCAACGGACGCGAAAGUGCGGCGCCGCUGCUUACCUCGUCGGCUGGGAAUGGUGCCAACGAUAAGCGGCCCAAUCACUGGGGCCGCAGCCUGUUGCGUGGCUUUUGUCAUGUGAAAUGGCAUCAGCGCACGCAGUGGGCUGUUGUGGCGUCGUUGCUGUCGUUCCUCGUCCUUUUUGUGCUUCUGCACGAACUUCUUCAGGUGUCGGGUCUGUCGCAGUCGAUUUAUGCGGUUUUCUCGAGGCCGGCUUCCGAGCGGCAAACAUUGCUGGAGGACGAGCUCGUGAUACGUGGCCCUGUUGUGCCGCCGAAUGGAGCAUUUUGUGGUCUGUGUACAGAGGGCCUCGUUGUCUUCCGUCCAGCUAGUGCCGCCACAUCUCUGACGACGGCGCCUGCACAGACCGAGGUGGUAGUGUGCAUGGAAACGAUGGAAGAAGCCCGGCUGGCAGCGAGCAAGUCGGAGCCUCUCAGCACUGUACGAGACUGUGUAGCAAGGCUCUAUAACCUGGGUCUCCUGCAGCCUCCCCGUACUACCAUAACCGCGGUGAAUGACACAUGUGCAGCGGUGCGCGUGACAGCGCAGGUGCUCUCAGGCGAGGCAGAAGAGGCAGAUCGGAGCAAGUGCAGCAGCGGGUUCGUGGCGGAGCUGCAGGUGUCAUCGACAGAACGGGAGAAGGUGAAGGUGCACACUCAGCGGUUCCCGUCGUGGCCGCUCUGCCCUGCCGCGUCACGGGACGCUAUUGAUGCCGAGGAUGGACACCAAGAUGGUAGUGGCAGUAAUGAUUACAUCGUGCCCGCGUACUUUGCGACAGCAGCCGUUCGAGACACAGACGUAGACUGCGAUGUUCCACCGCCGUGGAGAAUUGACACCAUCGAGGACCUUGAUGGGGUGGUAAUGCGUUUCGCCAGGGACGCGGCUCAGACCACAGAGUCAUCGCUGCCGCUGACAAGUGACCUGCGCUGCCCAACCUACUUCCUCACGGUAAACAUUGGCCGCUUUGGCCGCCAUCACAAUCAGCUGCAGGAGAUCUUGAACGGCAUCUCGCUGGCCAGGAGAUCGAACCGCACGUUUAUUUUGCCAUCCUUCGUGCCGGCGCUGUACAUGACGUACUUGAAGCUAAAUCCAGAGCUUCUGUACGGAUGGAAUUCGCUACGCAGAAACGGCCGCUACUGUGUUCUGUCGUAUGCCGAGGCGCGGCCAAUACUGCAGCAUCUGCGUGAGCGCGAUGGGGUAGUGAGUAUGGAACGGGUUAGCUUUGCAGCCACUGCAGACCUGCACGUGCUAUUCAACACCACAGAAGAGCACGACAGUUAUGCAUGGGGAUCCAUGCCUCGCAUGCCGGCCACGGAUGGCGCGUUUGUGUACGAUGCGGAUGAAUGGCUCUCGAUGGGGCUGCAGCGAAGGGAUAUGACAGCGCACACCGCAAGCAAUACCUCAUCAGUGCCAUCCCCGCUAACGUUCCAUGAGGCAAGGCCGCCUAGCGCGGAGGAGUGUAGCGGCUUCGCCGGCCCCGCUUUGAACAAGAACCGAACGCAGUGGGAAAGGAUUCGCAGUUGCACCACUGCGUUUCUGCGCACCUACGGCGAUGGUGACGGGAGGCGCGGGUCGUCGUUAGCCUCACGGCGACAGCCACGCGUCGUGGUGAUUUCGAGCGUCACAGCGUUUCAUCUGCGGCCGACGCUGACGGAAAUGACCACGCUGCUUGGCCUCCUGCGGCCGUCGCCGACCCUCACCGUGGAGAUCGGCCGGUACUACCGACUCUAUGCGACGCAGCUCCAGUGGCCAGCCAACACCGAUCCGAAGCGCUCUUUUUUAAACGUGCUGCAGCCAUGUCGAUACAAGAGCACCAUUGGUGUUCACGUACGCCGUCGCGAGUUUACGUGUCGCGAGGAGGCCGAGCACCCCAGCGCCACCAUCGUCGCUAUGUCGGAGGCGCGCUACCAGUUUGACGGGACGGGCGAAAACGAUAGAACCGCUGCCGGUCGUCCCCUCACCACCGUUGAGCGACUGGCGAGCGACUGCGGAUGGAAUGCGCAGUCGCUAUUGCAUAUCUACGACACCUACGCGGGCUGGACGCGAUCGCGACGGGCGCGGGGGCUAAGGCGGUCGCGUUGCUUUGCGCCUGUGCAACCUUCAAGCAAACAGGUGCUGCGGAGCUACGUCGCCUUUGACGAGCAGGUCGGUCCCAUCGGCUCUCAGCUGCAAGCUGCACUGCAGCAGCGGUACAACCCACUAAAGAAGCAGCGCGCCGCCAACGGAUACCCACCCAUCUACGCCGCAUUCUACGACCGCAGGCCCCGCAAAGACCUUUUCCAGAUGUAUCGAGAAAUCCUGGCGAAAUGGGAGCACUCAUCCACGGACAAGCAACAUGCCGACGGGGGAGCCGUCUUCAACGUCUCUGAUGUACCGCGGACAACGGAAAGUCUUGUCGAGAUAUUGUACCCCAUCGCGGAGCAGGAGGCGCUAGCCCUGGGGCUCGACUUCUUUUUGCUCGGUAACACAGGCGUAUUCCGCGGCAAUAUUAUUUCGUCUGUGUCGAUCAACGUGUGCUUGCGCCGCUUGGGCAGAGGGCUGCCGUGUCACGGCGUCCUCGCUGGGUACUACGAAAUGCUGUACAAGGGUUACAUGUGA